UCAGAACGCCGUUGCAGGUCUCCAUCCAUCCUCCUCCUCCUCCUCCUCCUCCUCCUCCUCCUGUAAUGGACAAUCCCUACGCCGCUCUCCUUGAAAAAACUCGCUUGCCCCAGCCCUGUUUCCAGCGUUUCGCCGUUGUCUCCCUUUUCCGACUCAUCGGAUCAACUCCCGGAGACAUCAGCCUCGACUCCCCCGCUUGCCUCGACGCUAUCUCUCAGUGCCUCCGGUCCCCUUCGGCCGCCGUCGUCGACCAGGCCGUCCGGGAGUUCUGUCGUCUUGUCGCUGCGGGUGAUCGCAUUCCCACCUCUGUCGCGCUUAUCGAGCUGCAGUCUGCUCUCGAGGGGUGCGAGCCGCGUUUCGCCCCUGUAUUAGUGAAGGGGAUUGGUUUCCUCUGCCGCCUCGCUUUCCGAAUGGAUUUUUCCUGGGGUCGACGGUUCAAUCGUGUCGAGCUGCACCCAUUUGUCAAGGUUAUUUCUUGCUGCAAAGAAUCACAGGAAGAGCUUAUUGAACAAGUUCUAUUGUUCAUUGCUCUUAAUAAGUCUCUUGGAAUUAAUGAGGUCGUGAGGUUCUUGAGGCCGUUUAUGAUGUUUUCUGUGAUUUGGAAGACUUCUGCCUGCGUUUGCUUUUUUUCAAGGAACUUGAUAUCGGCUAUUGCAUCACUAUCAUGUUCAUUUCCAUUGGAAACAAUUAGCAUUUUGAAGCUUCUUGCAGAGUGCUUAAAGUACUUGCCUUUGACAAAUGAGAAGGAAUUUCUAUACAUUGUAACUUCUGCUGUACAUCUUGUGGAUGCUUAUGUUGUGGUUUUGCAACGAACUGUUGACAUUGAGAAGGAAGUGACAAAUGUUGCCCAAAGGUGCAGUUUGGAGGUUGUGAGUAUGCUGCUAUCGAUUUGUGCUUAUUUCCAUAGAAAACCUCUGGGACAAGUUGAACGUGUUAUUGAGAUCGCAAGGCAUUUGCUGUUGGCCCAAAAGGAGCUUGGACUGCACUAUGUCUUUGACUUUGUGAAUAUAGUUGUCUCUGCUUCUGUCAUCCUCACCCAGGUGGAGUUUGAACAUGAUCAACUUUCUGUUCUGAAGCUUCUUAUACUUCUAAUGGAAUGGAAAACACAAGAGUUGGGCACCAUAAGAUCUUCGUGCUCUCUCAAUGAAGAGCUUCUUAUUGUCUUCCCUGUUAUCAACCUUUUAUCAUCUCCGUCAAAGUCUAUUAAGUCAGCGGUCACUCAUUUGCUUUCACUAGCUGAAAGAUUUGUUUUAAAUUUCAUGGGUGUUUUCAAUAAAGCAGAAGUUUCUGGCGCUGACUUCCCAGAUCUGAUUGAAAUUGAGUCGAUUCCUCUGAGGCUUCUUCAUCAUCUUUUCAUUCAGGGCCAACAACUGUCUUAUCGUUCCUAUUCCUUUUACUUUACUUGUGAUAAUGUCAACUGUGACAUUGAAAAAUACCAUGAACCAUUAUACUGGAUAUCAUGGUUAAGGGAGCAUCUAUUAUCUGUUGAGAAGGUAAAACCCACACAACCUCCUCAAUUAUCAGCAAUUCAUCCUGAAGGGGUGAAUCUAUUACUAGGCUCAAUAUUUUCCAGUUUAGUUAUUUCUCCUGCUUUUCACACCUCAGCGGUUGAUUUUCUUGUUGUCAUUGGUCGUGAAGACCCUAAACUGGGUAUGACAAUGUUUCAAGCUGCUCUUUUCUAUAUUAAUAUUCUAUUCAAAUUUGAGAGCAAUUCUUCAAGAAUACUGCUCAGACUUCUGGAAAUGCUUCCAUCUCUGGUUUCUCAUUCGGCCAUGGUGCAAAUUAUUGUUCAGACAAUUUUGCCUAUGCUUCAUAAAGAUGCAAAACCAUCACUACGUGCAGUGGCCCUACGUUUGCUAUGUAAGGCGUGGGCAGUUUCUGAUAGGGUAUUUGAAAAUUUGCAAGAUGUUCUCAAUCCAAAAAUUCUAUCAAAUAUUGAAUCCGUGAGGGAGGUUUGUAUAAGUGUAGCUGCUUCUAUCCGUGAUGUUUGCAAGCAGAAUCCUGACAGGGGCGUUGACCUCAUACUUUCUGUGUCGUCAUGUAUUGAGAGCGAAGAUUCCACUGUGAAAGCUCUUGGUCUCCAAAGCCUUUCUUCGCUCUGUGAAGCUGAUGUUGUUGAUUUCUAUACAGCAUGGGAAGUUGUUGCAAAGCAUGUCAACAGUUACGCUGAAGAACCUAUUGUUGCAGCGGGCUUGGUCAAUCUAUUGCGAUGGGGUGCGGUGGAUGUGGAAGCUUAUCCUGAUAAUGCUCGGAGUGUUCUGCUAAUAUUAUGGAAAGUUGGAACGUUUAAGAGUUACUCUUCUGAGGCCUUAUGGGUAAAAGCAAGAACAUUUGCAUUCCAGUCCAUGAUGCAUUAUGAGAUUGUGAAGUUUCAGGAAAUUAUUCCAGAUUUUAAGGAAAAGACCUUGCAGUGCUUUCUUAACGAGUAUAAUGCUGAAGUUCUUGAGGCAAUCAAGGAAUUUGAAAUCAAGAUAAUCAAUUUUGAGCACAUAAACCGGCGCAGAUCGCUCAAAGAGAGAAGACCCUUGGGGUACAAGGUUGAGAAAUUGCUGGAUGUGUUUCCUCAGGCUUUGUUCUCACCAGGGGCGGGAAAUCACUAUGUAAAUGCAAGAGAGUUUCCUGGUGCGGCUUUGUUAUCUUAUGUUUUCAGCCCCACUGAAUCACAUGGCUUAUCAAAUGAUGCGCUAAGAAUUCAUGCAUCAUUUGAGAAGGCACUAAUGGAAAUAGCUGAAGCACUUCUGAUAUCAAGAAAUAUAGUAAUCGCACUUCUUGCGCUAGAGUCAUGGAAAACAUUCAUCCGACAAUGGAUGAAGGCUUUGGUUACAUCUGCUGAUACUAAAUGUUCAUCAAUUGAGUCAGAUAACAGCGUGAAGAGUGCUUGCGAUAUAUUGAAGAUAUGCUGUAAAGUUGCCGUCGACGCAGUACCUCAAGCUUCUGUAAAUAUAGCAUUGGCAAUUGGUUCGCUCUGCUUGGUGGUUCCUUCGUCAUGUUAUGCUGUCAUAUCCUCUGCGUCUGAUUUUCUUCUCAAAUGGUUGGUUGAUUGCAAACAUGAACACCGCCAGUGGUCCUCUGCAAUUUCUUUGGGAGUGAUAUCAAACUGCUUUCAUGCUACGGAUAAAAUGCAAAGGAUGAACGUCAUAACUGUUCUUAUGAAGGAAGCUUUUAAUAGCAAAAGCCAGCUUGUCAUGGGAGCUUGUGGAUUGGCACUUGGUUUUGCAUGUCAAGGCCUUCUUUCAAGUGUUGAAGUUGAUUCCAAUAGGCUUAUAGAGGAAAAUUUACUUCGUGAUGUGAUUAAAAACCUUAUCAUGGUACUAAGUGAGCUCUGUCCUCAUGCUUCGGAUUCCCUUCAAAACCUGAUUGAAUAUUUUCUUCUGGAUGGCCAUGAUAGUGUAGAAGCUUCUUCACUGUUGCCUCAAUGGAAGCUUGAUAGUUUUGAAGAAGAGCCUUGGGGUGUUGCAGGAAUUGUAUUAGGAUUGGGAAUUUGUGUUGUUGCAAUGCACCGGCUUGGGCUAAAUGAUGCCAUCCUUAUCAUGAAAGACAUUCUUCUUUCUUGGAUUCCAUCUCUCGAAUCAUCCAAAAAGAGUUCCUUAAUUUUUAAUGAACUGACUGAUAUAUCACUGGCAGUAGGCGCAUGCCUCGCAAUUCCAAUUGUUGUUGCAUUUUGCCAAAAUGUUGAUCUUAUGAUUGGUAAGAUUAAUACAAUCUUGAUUCGUUAUGUUUCACUAGUUUCUGAGCUUCUAAAUUCAAAAGAGUCUGGAAUUCAUUAUCAAAAUUUGCGUAUGGCAUCGUGUGUUGGAGUUGGAUCAUUUGUCUCAUGCAUAUUGAAUUAUGGGGUUCACUCUAUAAGAUAUGAUGACAUCAAAAUUCUGUUGGAAGACUUGAGAAAUGGAUACACAGCAUCUCAUCCACCUAUUGUCCAGCUGGGAGCGAUGAUUGGAGUGGUUAAUGCAUUUGGUGCGGCUGCUGGGGAUCUUACUGACAAGCAUCUUCAGGAUUCAUUUUUGCCAGUUAGUCUUGACCGAAAGGGUUCAGAUUUUGUAAGAGGCCCAAUCAUUUUAAGCCCUACUUGUGAAAACCUUUCUACAUCCUUUGUUCAGGAACUGUUUUUCGUUGCAAAGGAAUCCAAGGAUCAGCAGAUACGGAAACAUGCUGCAUGGGCUGUGGCAUUUCUUCGACAAAAGUGGUGUUCAAAAACGUUUCAGGAAAUAGAAUGUUCUAAGGGUAUUCCAAUGCCUUCCGCCUUACAGUCUCAGUCUGUUCCAGAAGACAGCAUAGUCUGGAAAUUGUGCUCGUGGUUGUCUAAUAUUAACUUCCAUCAGGUGCAUUCUAGCACUGUUGUUUCUGUUUUGAGGUGUCUAUCAAAGGCACCAAGAUUACCUGUGCUGGACUGGGCAUCUAUUAUUAGAGGCUUAAUGAAGAAUGCAGCCAACUUUGCAAAAAAGUCUCAGAUAAUGCAGGAUGUUACAUCAUUUCAAGAAGAAUGCAUAUAUUUUUCCUUAACUUGUGCGAAGGAUGUCAAAUCACUCUUGCUUUUCCUUGAUGAUUUUACUGAUCUAGUCAGAUUUAGGACGCUGGACCUCAAUUUGCAGUGCCUGUUGCUUAGAAAUGUGUCAGAUCUAAUGAGUUCAUUUUCUACUUCAAGAAUGGAGCGACUAUUUGAAGAUUUUGUUCAUUUUUUUAGUUCAUCUACUUCCCCAUAUUUUGUUUAUGGAUCAAAGCAACAAGUUUUGUUGCGCAUUUCAUUUUGGAAAGGUCUUUAUCAAUGCCUUAAUGGAGCUAAUGUUAAAUCAAGUUGUCUGUCACAAAUUGAGAGGUGUAUGGACUGCUUGUUUCGCUUGAUGCCAUCUUUUGUAUAUAAUGUUAAAUCUGCAGAGUUGUGGUCAAUUUGUUCAGAGUGGUCUGAAGGUAUAAGAUGUUUGACCAAGGCUCGACAUGGUUGGCUUAUGGAUAUUCUGCAGUUUUCUGGAAAAAGCACUUUUAAUGAAAUUUCUAUGAGGAUUUUGGCAAAAAUAAAGCUGGUGAAGAAUGGUGGUUUAUCAUUUUCAGAGCUUGAAAAACUGAAAUCUUACAUACUAAAUUUCAGAUUAGAAGGCAUGUGGUGGACUCUUCUUGUGGAACUCGUUGCUGCUUUGUUCAUUGCUGAGGCCAGCAUCAAAAGGCAAUGGCUUCUUGAUGCCUUGGAUGUGAGCUGCGUUACUGCAAAUCCUUUAACUGCUAUAAGCUUCAUAGGGCUGCUUUCAGGAAGCUGCUGCAAAUACAUGCCACUAUUGAUCGUCGAACCAGAGAUCGUCUUAAACGACUUGCCAAUGACUCUCCCAUCUCUUUUAUCGAGUAGCGGCUGGAGUGUCAUUGCAGAAUCUAGCGUUCAUAAACUAUGGUUAUCGACUGAACGUAUCUGUACUUGGGCGGCUGCGACGCUGUCUCGUGGUGCCAUUGAUAACUUCCCUGACUCAAACUACAUAGAUGUAAGCGAUGUUGAUACGUUUGUCUCUCUAGCUCGAUUGAUGCACCGGACUUGUCUCUCUUUGAAAGACUACUUGCCACUUGACCAGCAAUUGAGGUUGGCUAAUAUUGAGGUCCCAUGAUCCUUGUUAGCUGAGUUGUCUGAGUUAGUACUUUUUGAUCUUUUUAUUGUAAUCUCCUUUGUUCUAAUGUUUGCUUGUAUGACAGAGAUU
Messenger RNA from Phalaenopsis equestris, 5675 nucleotides. Its product is annotated as protein RST1. The coding region runs from base 66 to 5585 and encodes 1839 amino acids. Gene Ontology annotation, biological process: regulation of post-transcriptional gene silencing. The record is from RefSeq and is a predicted model, not a curated record. Lineage: Eukaryota; Viridiplantae; Streptophyta; Magnoliopsida; Asparagales; Orchidaceae. The transcript is spliced from 25 exons.